This is a messenger RNA of Zea mays, 1043 nucleotides long. RefSeq lists its product as uncharacterized. The record is from RefSeq and is a predicted model, not a curated record. Bases 19 to 288 code for a protein of 89 amino acids. The transcript has a single exon. NCBI's taxonomy places the organism in Eukaryota, Viridiplantae, Streptophyta, Magnoliopsida, Poales, Poaceae.
GUGGAGGUCGUGCAGCUCAUGGAGAAGGUGGUAGUGGCGUCCCAGGCCGCCGGGGACGCCAAAGGCUCCAAGGUGAGCUUCGGGGAGAACUCCCCCGCGCAGGCCAAGGGGUACCAGUUCGGGAUGGUGGCGGUGUUCGACAGCGUGGAGGAGCUGGACGCCGUGCAUGGGGACGACAAUGUCGAGGAGGCCAAGACCGCGGUCAGGCCGUUGCUGGACAAGGUGUUGGUCGUGGAUUUCGUCGUCGGGCCAGCUGCCGCAGAUGCGGCGACGCCUGCGAGCCUCUGAUUACAGGUUUAGGUGGGGUGGGGGGAUCGAGUGUAAGAACAAUGAGCUCUUUUGAUUAUAAAUGAUGUCUGAACAUGUCAUUUCGCUUGAGUGCGUAACAUACGUCAUACAUCAUACAUGGUUUCAUGAAAAGUAAUCAGCUGUUGAAAACCUUGGCUUCGGUAACAAUUGAUAAUUCUUUCAGUUGCAGCUGCUAGUCCUGUCCAGGAACAUUGAAUUAUGGAACAGACUGAAUAAUAUUACAGGUUUAUCAUAAUUCUUGUGGAUAUUCGUGUAUCAAUAUACAUCAAUUAAAAUAAAGAACGUCACUACUAGAAAUUAAAGAUACCAAUUGAACCAAAAUAUACAAGAGUGGCUGUAGUUGUUUGACGAAGGAUAUUUAUUGUUGCUAACUUUAAUAUCUCUUGGCUUUGGUUAUCAGGUAUGUGAAGGGCACAGGUUGAAAUUGGAAAUCAGUCUCCGUGUUGUUUAUAGAGACAUGCUAAAAAACAAGUGGAAGCCAUAAUCAAAGCACUACUAGUUAGUUGCUCGUACAUUGCUACGGUUACUAUUUACAUUUAAGUAUAUAGUAUAAAUUAUAAAGAUACGUGUUUUCUAUGAGCUAGGUGGAUGUGCAUGUGGGUUUGGAGCCAACAAACACGGUUUGAAUACACACUUGUGCCUAAUUUUAGCUAGAUUACUUUGCAUAUACAAAGUACAUCAUCUAACUUUGUUUUGUUUCUGUCAUGAUAGUGGGUAAUCAUGUAGGGGAGUAC